Molecule: messenger RNA, 4382 nt
Organism: Numida meleagris (helmeted guineafowl)
Lineage: Eukaryota; Metazoa; Chordata; Aves; Galliformes; Numididae
Gene: ESPNL
Product: espin-like
Exons: 1
Coding region: 2633-4357 (574 amino acids)
Biological process (GO): actin filament bundle assembly
Cellular component (GO): cytoplasm
Molecular function (GO): actin filament binding
Source: RefSeq, a predicted model, not a curated record
GUGAUUGCUGAGCGUUCUAUGAGGCCUUCUGCUCUGCAGAUGGGGCCCUUUGAUACUUAGAAUCAUAGAAUCGUUAAGGUUGGAAAAGAUCAUUGGUUGUCAGGUACGCUCUAGAAAGGGCUAUGGAUUCAACCUUCUGCUUCCUUGCUUAUUGGCUGAAUGUGCCACAGAAGCAGCAGGAUUAGGAAUGGAUUUGUGUUACAGGGAUCAACUGUGAGAACUCCAGCUCCUGCCUAACGAAACUCAGCUCACAUAUUCAUGCACCUCUUACUGUGUGACAGAGCUGGAGCGGGACCAAGAGUGAGCAGAACUGGAUGAUCUUCAAGGUCCCUUCCAACCUAAGCCACUCUGUGAUUCUAUGAUCCAAUCCUCCAUGGACUUUAAAGGCUGUUGGGUCAGGCCCUGCAGGAAUCCUGUUCCUCGCAUAGGGUGGGGCUGACCCAGAGGCCAGGACCAGACCUUCUCUGGUGUCAGUGCAGAAUGCUGCAAGAGCACAGGUGAAGACUUUGAGUCAGUGAGCAGCAAAAGAAACUUUAAAUAGUGGGGACUGGGAGGUGAGAUAAGCGGUUCCCCAGAGCUCGUGGUGCAGGAGGUAUUUGUAGGGGUGGGGAAGGAUGAAGGAUUUAGCUUGUGUAAAAAUCUGUGAUUUAAAAUAUGUGAUGGGUGAGUUUUGACUUUACAGGCAGAACUAAAUUCAGAGUGCUUGCUAUUGCCAGCUGAAGGAUUUUAAAUGGGAGCUCUGUGGAAGGCCUGGGGAUUGCAAUGUCUUUCUGAUGGCUGCACCCAUUCUGUAUGUCUGGUUUGCACCUGUAGCUUCCUUACUAGCCAAGGUCAAAGGCAUGGCCAAAGGGUGCAUGAUUGUAGGUGUCCUGGUGGGCACCAAGGUGCUUGAGCUUGCUCCUGCCCCUCUUUGGUCCCUCUGUCCCGUGCAGGAGGAUAGCCCGAACCCCCCAGCUCCAUCUCUGCUGUGCUGGGGCUGGUGGCAGCGGUGCCCUCGGAGUGUUGUCCUGCUGGGGGGCCAGAGGCCGGCUCUGUAAUGGAUCCUCACCAGGUGGUUACCGUUUAGAGGCUUUGAUCUCCUGCUGCUUGAUUUUUUUCCAACCCCUCGAUUGAAUUUCUCUCGUGUAACCGAGCUCCGCUGAUAUAUUCUGGCCAUAUAUAAUGGAUGGAGGUUGAGUGAGGAAACAAAAACAGCGCUGAACAUUGGGAGUGGCCAUGCGGGUCCUGCGGCUGGGCCCCCUCCCUGCCACUGCCCCGCAGGUGUGUGCUGCUGGGCACAGGGCACCUGCACCUACGUCCCCACCCGACCUGGCGUUGGAUUGUGCAUCGCUUGACCUGGAGGUUGGUGCGGCGGACGCGUCAGUACGGUGGGUGCCAGGCUCUGUCCUCCUCCAUCGCCCCAUCAUCCUAUUGCUCCCCAAACCCACCGAGUCCAUGCUGGCACCACUGUAUCAGCCACAUCUUUGGCUCCUGCAAGGCGGGCAGUGAGCUGGCAGCUGAUGCUGGCCAGCACAUUUGCUUCACUAAUGAGGCUCCUCCUUUUCAAGGGCUCUGAGAUAACACCCGGCGGUGCAAGCAACAGCACUGGGAUCCAGUUGCUCAUUUUUUGCCCAGGACAGUGUGUGGGCAGCACAGUGCUCCUGGCUCCAUGUCUCUUGGGGGCGGCCAUGUCCCCUGUCUCCGCUGGCUCCGUGCAGGUGAGAAGCACCAUGCUCUACUGGAGGGGCACCUCAGAAUGAGCCCCCACCACUGAGCCCCAUCUCCUGCCACGGCCGCAUGAGCAUUGCCUGUGGCAGCAAGACCUAAGGUGAGCGGACACUGGGAGAAGGGAUGGGGAAAAAGAAUGACUGGUGUUGGUGGGGGCACAGCCCAACGUGGCUAUGGACGGGGGGGGGAGGGUCCCUGGCUCCGUGGGCAUUGCGGGUGUCCCCCAGGACAUCCACCCACACGUACCCGCUGUGCCCUGGGGCAGCUGCUGUCCCCACAGCUCAGCCUGAGGCAGGCAUAGGAACGCUGCUGCUGGCAUCCGCCCAAGAGGGUCAGGAAAGUGUUUGCAGUGGGGCAGGAUGUGGGAAGGUGGCCAGGAAAGGUCUUGCCCGGUCCCCUGUGCCUCAGCUGUGUGCAAGGUCAGGCUGGGUUGCAAAGCCUGGACAUGCAGAAAUGCAGGGCUGCUGCUGGGGUGGGGCUGUGCUGCUCUGCAAAGAGCCCUCUUGAGCGCAGUAGUGCUGUGCUAGGCACCAUCACAGCUACCCUGGGCCCUGCUCCCCUUCUCUGUGCUCCCCAGGGACACCAGUGAAGGAGCUCCACGGUUGCUGUGCCCAGGAGCGGGGCACCCAGCCGGGGCCGUGCCGCAGCAUGGGCUGAGGGAGAUGCAGGUCCCCCCUGCCACGGGGCUGAGAGCAGGCUGAUAGAUACCAGGAGCACGGGGCUGUGCCGAUGGAUGCGCUCACAGCUUCUUCUGGUUCUCUUCACCUAGCUGUGAGCGCUUUGCCUACGACAAACAUCUGCACGCUUCUCCCUGCCCUCACACCCGGGCUGGUUUCACUGUCCCUCCCAAUGGAGCAGGGAUGCAGACUCCACUCCCAUCCUGCAGUGUGUCCCCUGUCCCUGCAGGGACCCAGCCCCGAGGGUGAUGCAGCCCAGUGAGCCACCACUGCCCCAGCUGAAGCUCCGCAGGCCCCUGCAGCGGGGCAGGAUCCCAGCACCCUUCAUGGACCCGGUACGUCACCGCACUGCUCCGCCAUCCCUCGCUCGUGUCCCCGCCCUUCCCCUUCGCUCCAGGCAGGCCCGGGGGAACCAUGCUGCUGCACAGGGCAUGCCAGCGGAGCCAGCAGCACACUGGAAAGACCCCCACAGCAUGGCUGCAGUGGACCCACUGGAUGUGGAUGCCCUGGUGCCCACACAUGAUGAGCGGGGCCGCGCUAUCCCUGAGUGGAAGCGGCAGGUGAUGGUGCGGCGGCUGCGGGCACGGCUGGCUGACGAGGCACCGGUGUGUGACCAGGUAGGGCCAGGCCAUGGGUGGGACACAGCUGCGUCCCUCGUGUCACCGUGGCCUGACGGCCUCCUGCCACAGGAGCCAGGAGCCUGGCGCUUCUCACCAUCCCACGAGGCCAUGCUGGGCCCCUUUGGCGAGCUGCUGACCGAGGCUGACCUGCAGCAGCUGGAGCGGGCGGUGGAGAGCCUGCGGCUGCGGCGGCGGGGAGAGGCCUACCAAGGCGAGCUGCAGCGCCUGGCACAGGAGCUGCGUGCCCUGCUGCCCUCCCCACUGCUCAGCAUCACUGUCAACAGCCCUCCUCCCGCUCCGGGGCAGCCCCUGCCAUUGUGGUGCAGCCGCCUGGCAGGCGUGGUGGGCAGCCUGGAAGCGCUGUUGUCCAAAGCUGAGGGGGCUUGUGGCAGCCCCACGCCUGCCCCACCGCCUGCACCUCUCCCCGCAGCCCUGCAAACACUGUCGGGCAGCCUGGCACAGCGGGAGAUCCGGCAGUGCGGGGUGAGCGUGCGCAGCCUGCGUGGGGCCUUCGAGCGGCCUGGCAGCAGAGAGAGUGGGCCCGGCAUGGUGGUGGAGGCCGCCAGCGACUCAGGGAUCAGCUGUGAAGAAGUGCUGUCGGAGGGCAGCGGGUCUCCAGUGCCAGAGUCGGCUGGGCUACGCAAGGAGCGCAUCGUGCUGCUCUUCCUCAGCCACUGGAAGCGUUCGGCUGGAGGCCUCAAUGCGUGGGCUGCGGCCUGCCGGGCGCUGCAGGCCCGGAGGGAGAGAGCGGGCGCCCUCAGCGAGGAGCAGCCGGGAGGGGGCAGGAGGGGCCGCUUGUCGCGGCAGUGCAGUGCCAUCCAGCAGCUCCUGGGAAGCUGGAGGGAUGUGGCCGCCUGCCCCCUGCCGCCGCUGCCUCCCAGCGCAGGCAGCCCCCAUGCCCCGCUGUCCCCGGAGCAGUUCGUGCGGCGCGCGGACGGGACGCCGGCCGACUAUGACAGUCUGACACUGGAGCUCUUCAUGCUGGGCUACUUCCGCAUCCUGGAGCGUGAGCUGCCCCCCGAGGAGCGCCGCGGCCGCCACCUGCUCUGCUUCGAGGUGUUUGACCACCUGGGCCGGCACGGCUGGGACACUGUGCGUGCCUUCCACCGCGCUGUCACUGAUGAGAUCGCGGCCGGCCGGCGGGGCUGGAGGGAUGGCUUCGAGGACAUCAAAGAGCGCUUCUUUGGCACCGCCAAGGGCUCAGCCCGGAGGGUGGGAGGGGCCAGGGGCAGCCCACCGCAGAGCACACCCCACCAUGGGCGCAGCAGCCAGGAGGAGAUCUGCAGGUGUAUCGACCGCAGCUUUGCCUUCUGGAAGGAGAAGGAGGCCGAGAUCUUCAGCUUCGAGGAGUGACGCCUAUUGAUGCCCUCUGUGCUUC